Molecule: messenger RNA, 546 nt
Organism: Diatraea saccharalis (sugarcane borer)
Lineage: Eukaryota; Metazoa; Arthropoda; Insecta; Lepidoptera; Crambidae
Source: the annotation of a GenBank genome assembly
AUGACUGCUCGCAAGGCGGAGGGUCCUACCAGCAAGGUAGUGUGCAUCGGUGACAAGUCCCGUACUAUGCUACGUCGCCUGUUUGCACCUAACAUGCUCGUCAGUGUUAAGGAUAUUGGUCGGAUAGCACCAGUAUUCGCGGACGCGGCGACUAUAGCGGCAGCCAUUGCCGAGUCUGGCUACAUAUACGAGUUCGGUGAAAUAUACUACAACAAGUACUUCAGUCCUGUCAAGUAUGAGCUCACUACCAUACCCGUAUUUAACAAGGCGACGAUUGAGUCCGCUCCUAACAUGAACGCAUUUGAUGAUGUGGAUGACGACCAACUCGAGUGCUACGCAGAGUGGACGGUGGCGGCGCUUCUUUACUACACCAUGAAAGAGAGUGCAGCUUCAGAACAAUCUGCACGAAUGGCAGCCAUGGACAAUGCUACCAAAAAUGCUGCUGAAAUGAUCCGCAAACUAACAUUACUAUUCAAUCGUACAAGACAGGCCGUCAUCACUAGAGAACUUAUAGAGAUCAUUUCGGGAGCUGCAGCUCUUAAAUAA